CAUAAUUUUAAGGAUUUAACAAGAAAUACGAGUAUAGAAGACAUAAACGGUGUGUCAAUGCCUGCCAUGACAAUUUUUGGCAUGUCAAUUCGCUACCUUAGAAAUCAUCUGUUGAAACGCCUGGAAAAAGAAGAGCCAUGGAUCAAAGAGAGUGAUAUCAAGUAUGUUUUAACAGUGCCUGCUAUAUGGAAAGAAAACGCCAAACAAUUCAUGCGUAAGGCAGCGGUUGAGGCUGGCAUACAAAGCUCCAAUCUGAAACUAGCGUUAGAGCCUGAGGCCGCGUCUAUUUGGUGUCAAAUUGCAACAGAUGAGGCAAGGACUAUGUUAUCUAAAGCAGGGACACAAUACAUGGUGAUUGAUCUUGGAGGAAGUUUUGUAGAUAUAUCUGUACAUGAAAAGCAAAUUGAUGGGUCAGUAAAAGAGAUACAUAAGCCUAGUGGAGGAUCGUUUGGUGGAACUCAAAUUGACGACAACUUCUUGCAAUGGCUCACAAAAUUAUUUGGCAAAUCUACCAUGGAAAAUUUUAAAAGUGAGAACAUGUUAAAUUAUAAAAAUUUGCUUCGUGAUAUCGAGAUAAAGAAAAAACUCAUGCGACCAGACAAUAAAAGCAUUGCGUUUUAUUUUGGUAAUAGGCUUUUACAAUUGUAUAAAGAAAACGAGGAUAUACCAAUCGAGGAGAAGGCUGCUGCUCUUGGACUUAAGCAUAAAUUAAAACUUUAUUCAGACAAGCUUACAGUAGACGCUUCUGUUAUCAAGGAGUGGUUUGAUUCGCCAAUACGAGAGAUGAUAUCACAUGUAAAAGACAUUCUUGCUGAGUCAAAUAUGAAAAAUGUAAAAAUUAUUCUGUUAGUUGGAGAGUUUAGUGAAAGUGACAUAGUUUAUGAAACAAUGCGUGAAAACUUUCAAAAACCCUUCACAAUCAUAAGGCCACCUGAGGCAAGUUUAGCUAUUCUUAAAGGAGCGGUAAGUAUUGGUCACCCACCGGCUACAAUAGGUUGCAGAAUAAUCACUUACAAACGCGGAUUGAUGAACGAUUUUGAUAAGAGUAUAAAUCAUUUCUUUUUAUCAUUUUACCUAUUUUUAUUUUAUUUUACUUUGAAGUUUAUAUUUAUUUUUUGUCUUCAUAUAGUUUAUUUUCGUCGUCAUUAGGUAAAUAUAGGUCGAGGGAGGCCGACAGUGUUUGUAUCAUUCAAUACAUUUUUACGAAGGAUGAUCAAAAAUAAACUUGAUAGAUGA
Messenger RNA from Ruditapes philippinarum (Manila clam), 1236 nucleotides. Its product is annotated as heat shock 70 kDa protein 12B-like. Lineage: Eukaryota; Metazoa; Mollusca; Bivalvia; Venerida; Veneridae. Bases 58 to 1149 code for a protein of 363 amino acids. The record is from RefSeq and is a predicted model, not a curated record. Gene Ontology annotation, molecular function: ATP-dependent protein folding chaperone; ATP binding. The transcript has 3 exons.